This is a messenger RNA of Ceratitis capitata (Mediterranean fruit fly), 1425 nucleotides long. Its product is annotated as protein SHQ1 homolog. NCBI's taxonomy places the organism in Eukaryota, Metazoa, Arthropoda, Insecta, Diptera, Tephritidae. Gene Ontology annotation, cellular component: cytoplasm; nucleoplasm. The coding region runs from base 1 to 1425 and encodes 474 amino acids. The record is from RefSeq and is a predicted model, not a curated record. Gene Ontology annotation, biological process: box H/ACA snoRNP assembly. The transcript is spliced from 6 exons.
AUGUGGGCUGAUACUGAAAUCCAUUUUCACUUGCAGGAACGGCAAUUCGAUACCAAAGAUUUGAAAAAUCUAAUUAUUAACUUUAAUACCAAAACAUGCAGUUAUGAAGUGGAUUUACCAUGUUUACCGCGCACAAAUGAUGAACAAAAAACGCCGCCGGAAAAAUGCGAUGCAGAGAAAAAGUGUUCGGACGGCAAAUUACCUCCAUUCAUUGAAUUAUGGAAACUUAAAAGAAUCACGGAUAAUUGCUAUUUAAAAAUAGACAGAAAUGGUGUACUGUUAAAAUUUGUUGCAGAUUAUGGAUAUGGAUUUUUUUUUUGGUAUAGAGGAAAAUUAACUGGAGCCGAUGGACCAGCUGUAGCACAAAUGUUUUUUUUUCAUAUGGUCAGCCCAUUACAGCGAAGUAUUGAUCGCGAAAUAGACGAAAUGUUUUUUUUUUCGCGUGACCAGUAUAAAUUGAAUUUCGUUGAAUUGCAAAUACCGGAAGGACAUGAAAACCCCAUGAAAUACAGCAGUAAAAUUAAUGACUCUAAACUAACGCGCGACGAAGAAUGUCUGCUACAUAAUUUAACACGCAAGUCUCUUGAUGUAUCUUUUUUUUUUGAUCAGAGUGAAGUUGAUUGUGGGCUGAUAUGUAUACUUUUGGCGAUUUGUUUUUUUUUCCGUACCACAGCUGAUGAGCCUACCUGCGAGAGUGCCUGGACACGUAGUAUUCUCUUUUUUUUUCUAUCUUAUUUUGAGCCAUUUGAAAAUGUUAAAGAUGUCGUUGUUAGUUUUUUUUUUUUUACACUCAUUUAUCCACUCUAUCGUAAUUAUGAUUUAGGGCGUUUGUCUCUUUUUUUUUUUAUUGAUGGUUUGAAAAAAAGUCCUGCAUGGGUGUUAAAGCAAUUACUACAAUUUUUUUUUCUUUUUGCAAGCGGCGAUGGUCAUCAGCUCAUAUUCAAUCGUUACUACAUUUUUUUUUUUAUACGUUAUGUUGCCGAUAAUAAUCGUUGUAGUGCUACACAUUUACAAUUGUUUUUUUUUAAUUUGAAAAAUGUGAUGUUGGAUGUGUCCAAGAAGCAUUUGCAUCUGGAGUUUUUUUUUAUCGAGACUGAGCUGUUGAAGGAAUUGAUUACAGAUAUACAUUUAGACAAUUUUUUUUUUAGCGAGGAAGAUGAAACGGACGAUAAUACAGAUGAAGAUUGUGAUGAUGAUUUUUUUUUUGAUGACGACGAUGAUGAUGGUGAAGACGACAAUGUAAAUGAAGGCAGUGGCUUUUUUUUUGGCGAAGAGGCGAGUAAAUCCUCGUCAAUAACAGCAACUUCUCCUUCCACCUUUUUUUUUGAGCAGAAUAGUGUAAUUGAACAAAGUAAUGAGGUUGUGCAAGACUCGCAUUCCUUAGGCGACCUGACCUUUGGAGUGAAGAAACGCACACAGCUUUAG